AUGGACCCAUGCUGCGGCAGAGCGGGCCUGGGGGGGCAGGUGGAGAUCCUACCCCAGCCGGAAUAUGGAACCGCCAGGCCGUGGGAAGCUCCUGCCGUGUUCGACGUGCAGCUCACGGAACUGACGACGCGAGAGUUCAUGGGCUUCAGGUCCCCCUCCUCUUUCAAGCACAAGUACACGCUCCUCAACACGCACGGCGCGAAGGUUGACGAGCCAGAUGAGGAGACCAUGGGGGAGCUGGACGCCACGCGGCGAAGCCAGGCCGCGUGCUGCAAGAACAUGUGUUUCUUCUUGUGGCUGAUAUCUCGGCGGCCAGACGGAUUAUUGUUUUGCGUGCACGUACGAAUUUGA
This is a messenger RNA of Prorocentrum cordatum, 351 nucleotides long. The record is from the annotation of a GenBank genome assembly. NCBI's taxonomy places the organism in Eukaryota, Dinophyceae, Prorocentrales, Prorocentraceae.